Molecule: messenger RNA, 804 nt
Organism: Didymodactylos carnosus
Lineage: Eukaryota; Metazoa; Rotifera; Eurotatoria; Philodinida; Philodinidae
Source: the annotation of a GenBank genome assembly
AUGAUGAACAUCGCCAGUCUGAAUAAGCGUAAAUGUAAAGUAUUGUCCGGUCAGUUUGCUGGUUAUAGUCCUGAUACAUUCAAGACCGACCAAGUGGAUGAACUUGCUAGGCAAACCGGUCAUUAUCCGGCCAUUUUGGGAUGCGAUUAUGCCUGUGGAUGGAACAACAAUAACAAUCCAGAAUAUAUCAUUGAUUUUUCGUGCAAUCCAUCAUUGAAAAAUCAUUGGAACCAAGGCGGAUUUGUAACAGUAAACAUGCAUUUGCCAAAUCCGGUAAAUUCGAACGGAGGCGGAUAUAAGGAUCGAGGAAAUUUAAAUUUUAACGAUUUAACACAACCAUAUACAGAAACUGGAAAACGUUGGCGAUCAUUUCUUGAUAGAAUUGCACAAGGUUUAAAUGACUUAAAUCAAGCAGGUGUAACAGUUUUGUAUCGUCCAUUCCACGAAAUGAAUGGUGAUUGGUUUUACUGGUGUGCUCAAGAUCCUAAUACAUUCAAAAGUGUUUGGAUUGAUAUGUUCAAUUAUUUGACAAAUACAAAAGGUUUACAUAAUUUACUAUGGGUUUACUCACCAGAUCAAAGUCGAAAUAAUCCAUCUAUGUAUUAUCCUGGCGAUAACUACGUAGAUAUCGUUGCACUCGAUGUUUAUACAGAUGAACCGGUGAGAAGAAAAAAAGCGAAUAUGAAUGGUUAUUAUGAAAUGACUAACAUUAACAAACCAUUCGCACUUGGUGAAGUUGGGCCAUCAACUGCAAAUGGGCAAUUUGAUUAUAUGAAAUGGUACAGUAUUAAAACACUUUUAUAA